Messenger RNA from Lingula anatina, 2240 nucleotides. RefSeq lists its product as uncharacterized. NCBI's taxonomy places the organism in Eukaryota, Metazoa, Brachiopoda, Lingulata, Lingulida, Lingulidae. Gene Ontology annotation, cellular component: plasma membrane. The record is from RefSeq and is a predicted model, not a curated record.
GCAGACUGGAGCUAGAACUUACAGGCUAUGCGCAGUUUCGUUUUCCCUGCAGGCAACCCGUUCCGGGUGGGGUCCACUGGCUUACACUAUAUAUCAUGUACAAUGAAGUAAAAGCCUUUCUUCAGCCUUGCAGUACAUGAUGGACUCACGUUGGGAGCAAUAAUAUGAUGCUGCACGCUUGUGGCUGGCAGUCUGGCAAGAACUCCACCUGCACAAUGAUAUGAAUGCAGUGACAUCAAGUAAUUAGCUCGAGAGGUACAACUACAAGAGGAAAGAACAGCAGAGAGAUCGCGUGGCGAAUCUGAACAUUGCGUCUUUCAUUUCCAGGAAAAAAAGUGACUAAGCUAACAGGUGUACGACAAUCGGCUCACAAUGCCAGAGUUGGGACUUAUAGUGCGUGUGUAUAGGCUCUCGAAUUUUUUCAAGUCUGCCUGCGUUAUAUUGGUGCUGAGUAUGGUGAUGUUUUUAGUUGGAAUGUCAACGCCUUAUUGGGUGACAAUUGGACUGCAGAAGAGCAGCGGCCUUUGGCAACACUGUGGAAGCGACAGUGACUGCGAGAUACUCCAUAAUCCACCAAAACCGUUGCAUGCCUGUCAGGCAUUAGAAAUAAUAUCCCUAUUGAUGUACAUGGGCUUGAUUAUAUUAGCUCUCCUGUAUAUGCUCCACUCCGCCUUUGAGAAGUCUACGGUGAUAUUAGCGACCAUAGUAUUAAGCUUCACUUCAGCAUUCACCAUGCUAGUUGGAGUAAUAAUCUACGGAACAAAAGUGAAAGAAGAUCUGGCAGGAACCGGUGUGGCCUGGUCUUUGUGGCUGGUGGUGAUAUCCGCCUUGAUGAAUAUUGCCGUAGGAACAUUAUUCGUUCUGCACAAAAAGGCACGGACCUGCUAGCAAAUGUCUUCUAUUGAAGAUGAAAACUGCGAUGAACUCCCACAUCAGAAAGGAUUUGAUCGGUGAAUCGAUUUGGAUUUUAUUUGUAACUAUGUUUACGCCCUGCACUUAAUCCUUGCAGUAGGAAGAGGGUUUUUGAUAUCAAAGAAUUACGAUAUAUCGAACUCGAAAAAUGUAAUGAAAGAGGAUAAAGCAUUUGUUGAACUGGAACAAGAACAGGAAAAAGCAGAAAGGCAUCACUGAAUUGGUUGUAUUAUAACUUCAGGAUGGCUAAUUGGCAGAUAUCUGAUCGCAUGAAAGGCGAAUAUACUAAAUAUAUUUGAACCUUUCGAGGAUAAAAAGAAUAAAUGAAAAGCGGGAGGCUAGUUGCAAUUACAGACCAAUCAAUUUCCUGAAAUGUCAUUACGACGGCCUAAAGUGUUGAAUGUAAGGAAGAUAUAGACAGUACGAAAAUUGAUGGUGCAUGUAUAUAUAAAUUAGUCCCGUGUCUACUUGAAGAAACUGAAAUCUCGGUCUGCUGUAUGCUUGUUUAAAUUUCAAUUGUAUUUCGGAUGGUACAUUCAGCGUCAUGAUUUAUUAAUAACGUGCUUCCAGUCAGGCAAUUCAUCAUUGAUCAAAAACCAUCAGGUUUAUCUAGUGUUUUGAUCGAUAGUCCUACUGAUUAGAUUUUACAGAAACAAAGAACUUCGACAUACAUGCAGGCCUACUACGCUUGUACAUGGAUUCUUUUACCCUUUUCUAACAACGAACUAUAUUGUGAAAUUAUAAAGAGCAAUGACGUUGAUAUCUACGACGGGAGAUACUCUUUUUUAGUUUAACACAAAAGUUGUUUAAUAUGUUUAUAGCAUUUAUAUACCUCACACACACACACACACACACACACACACACACACAUCACCUUUUUGAUUUAAUUUUAUAGAUUUUUUGUUGGUGUGACAGUAAACUAAACGCGGUAUAGAAUACAGUGUAUAUCUUAAAAGUAGUCACUCGGCUGUUCAAUUAAAGUUGCUCACGGCCUACAAGCAUAUAAUGAGUAGGAAGGCAUAAUUUCUUGAAGUACCUGGAACAGCCAGAAUAAUCAACUGUAAAAGUAAUGUGCUGUAGCGCAAAGUGUCCCUGAAACCAGAGAUAUGCGUCAUUAUUGCUGCACGCAAUCUUUGAGCCCAAAAAUGCCUCAACAUGUGCCUCCUGACUGCAAAUGGUUCAGCGUCCUUCUUGUCAAUCAUGCGCACUUCAAUUUGGCACCAUAACAUACACCUUUAUGAAAACCAUGUAGCUUUAUGAGAGAACAGUUUCAUUAGCUCUGUAUGUAUCAAUUUAAAUUAUUGUUUUUCUUUUUAUCAAGAGCUUAC